Miscanthus lutarioriparius is the source of this 2178-nucleotide messenger RNA. The record is from the annotation of a GenBank genome assembly. Lineage: Eukaryota; Viridiplantae; Streptophyta; Magnoliopsida; Poales; Poaceae.
AUGCGGAAGUGGACGAAGAAGCUGGGCCACACCCUCUCCCGCAUCGUCACCUCCAAGCCGCGCUUCGCCUUCUCCCGGCCCAGGCCCAGGCCCACCCCUCCCGUCGGUCCGCCUCCCCCUCCGCCGCCCGUCUCGAUCCCGCCGCAGCCGCCGGAGGAGGAACUUCCCCUUCCCCCCUUCGCCCCCGCCACCACCAUGCCGCACCACGGGCCCGUGUUCCCGCGCGCCACGUCCACGGUGGUGCCCGACCCGUCCCGCUUCUUCGCGCCGCCGCUCCUCGCCGCGCCGCUCCCCACCAACUCCUUCUUCCAGAACUUCGUGCUCAAGAACGGGGACCAGCCGGAGUACAUCCACCCCUACUCCGUCCGCUCCCCCGGCGGCGCCGCCCUCGACGUCUGCUACCCGUCGCGGAACCACUCGCCGUCCUUCGUCAUCCAGACGUUCGUCGCCGACCUCACCGUCUCCGACGCCGCCGGGAGCACGGUGCAGCGCCACUCCGUCUCGGCCUUCGACGACCUCUCCGUCACGCUCGACGUCUCCCCGUCCCUCCGCGCGCACCUCGUCCGCGGAUGCCCCUACGUCACCGUCACCACCACGGCGGGGCCCGUGGACGUCUCCGUCGCGUCCGUCCACGCCUUCCUCGACCGGCCAGACGUUCCUCCUCUACGCGUCCGCCUCGCGCAGGCCACCACCUCGCAGCUCUCAGCGCCCGCCUUCGCCGGCGCCAUCCGGGUCGCCUACCUCCCCGACGCGUCCAUGGAGCCCGUCCUCGACCGCUACAGCCGCUGCUUCCCCACCGCCGGCCACGCCGCGCUCAACCGCCCCUUCUGCGUCGACUACGCCUGGCGCAAGGACGGGCCCGGGGAGCUGCUCAUGCUCGCGCACCCGCUCCACCUCCGCCUGCUCGCCGAAGACGACUGCGCCGUGCGGGUGCUCGACGACUGCCGCUACCGGAGCAUCGACGGCGAUAUGGUCGGCGUGGUCGGCGACGCCUGGGUUCUGCGCACCGACCCGGUGUCCCCGACAUGGCACUCCACCCGCGGCGUCAGCGAGGACGGCGUCGCCGAGGUCGUGGCCGCGCUCCGCGCCGACGUGGCCGGCCUCGCGUCCACCGCGGUCACCACCACCUCGUCCUACUUCUACGGGAAGGCCAUCGCGCGCGCGGCGCGGCUGGCGCUGAUCGCGGAGGAGGUCGGGUGCCCCGACGUGAUCCCCGCGGUGCAGCAGUACCUCAAGGCCGCCGUCACGCCGUGGCUGGACGGCAGCUUCCAGGGGGACGGCUUCUUCUACGACGCCAAAUGGGGCGGGCUGGUGACGCUGCAGGGGCUCAAGGACUCCGGCGCCGACUUCGGGUUCGGCAUCUACAACGACCACCACUACCACCUGGGCUACUUCCUCUACGCCAUCGCGGUGCUGGCCAAGAUCGACCCGUGCUGGGGCCGUAAGUACAUGCCGCAGGCCUACUCCAUGGUGGCCGACUUCAUGACGCUGUCGCGGAACAAGGCCGGCGCCAGCUUUACCCGGCUGCGGAUGUUCGACCUCUGGAAGCUGCACUCGUGGGCGGGGCUGACGGAGUUCGCCGACGGGCGCAACCAGGAGAGCACCAGCGAGGCCGUCAACGCCUACUACUCGGCGGCGCUGGUGGGGCUCAGCUACGGGGACGCGCACCUCGUGUCCGUGGGCGCCACGCUGACGGCGCUGGAGAUGCUGGCGGCGCAGACGUGGUGGCACGUCCGGGAAGGGGAGGGCAUCUACGAGGACGACUUCAGCGGGAACAACCGCGUCGUCGGGGUGCUGUGGGCGAACAAGCGCGACAGCGGGCUGUGGUUCGCGCCGCCCGAGUGGAAGGAGUGCCGCCUCGGGAUCCAGCUGCUGCCCGUGCUGCCCAUCAGCGAGGCGCUGUUCCCGGACGUGGCGUUCGUCAAGGACCUGGUGGCGUGGACGCUCCCGGCGCUGGCGAGGGACGGCGUCGGCGAAGGCUGGAAGGGCUUCGUGUACGCGCUGGAGGGGAUCUACGACAAGGAGGCGGCGCUGACCAAGACCCGCGCACUCAAUGGCCAUGAUGAUGGCAACUCGCUGACCAACCUGCUGUGGUGGCUCCACAGCCGCGGCAACGUCGUCGGGGACGGGGACGCCGGGUUCAGCCGCUGCUGCUGGUACCGCCAGUACUGCCACUGA